Cutaneotrichosporon cavernicola is the source of this 681-nucleotide messenger RNA. RefSeq lists its product as uncharacterized. Gene Ontology annotation, biological process: proteolysis. Gene Ontology annotation, molecular function: aspartic-type endopeptidase activity. The record is from RefSeq and is a predicted model, not a curated record. The coding region runs from base 1 to 681 and encodes 226 amino acids. NCBI's taxonomy places the organism in Eukaryota, Fungi, Basidiomycota, Tremellomycetes, Trichosporonales, Trichosporonaceae. The transcript is spliced from 3 exons.
AUGUAUGUGGCACAGCUCUUCGCAGUGCUCGCCCUGGUCGCCCAGGCAGUCGCGCUGCCCCUCGACCAGCCGACUACCAACCUGCUUGCCUUGGCGGAGCCCGUCACGAUCCCCAUCACUCGUAAAGUCAACCUCGUCAGUCCCGACACCGUUCCCGCUGGCGGUGAGGCCAACAUGAGGGCUAUGACGACCGGCGCUAUUGGUACCCAGGGGGUCUUGAAUCGCGCCAACGUGAUGUACACAGUUAAUGUUAAUAUAGGCACUCCGCCGCAGACCUUGGAGGUGCAGCUCGAUACUGGCUCAAGAGCGCUGUGGGUCCAUUCCAACCCAUGCCAGGCAGAAUGCCCGAGCAAGCCUGGCUUCAACCGUGGCGCAUCCAGCACAUACAACAAUACUGGCGAGACCUACCGCAUGGAUUACCCAGUCACCCACGUCACCGGCGAGGUUGGGACCGAUACCGUCAGCCUCGGUGGAAACGCCGUCCCCAAGCAAGAGUUCGGCGUGGCGCUCCCGCUCGUUCCCCGACCCGAGGUGGAGCUAGCUGGGAACGCUCGACUCGAUCUGACCUUCAGUGGCGUGCCGUACCGCAUUGCAGCCGAGGACAUGUAUCAGUUCCGCGGCAAAGCCAACACGAGCAGUAUGGAGGAGACCUGCUUCGGCAACAUCUUUGGGUGGAUCUGA